GGCACGGAUCCGACGCGAAAGAAGUCAGUCUUUCCCUCUCUUAUAAAAGCUCAAAAAAAGGGGAAGAAAUUACCUUGGUUAAGUCAUCACUUCGGCUAGUUCGUAAAAGAGCAAGGAAGCACUAGUACGAGUUCACGAAGAACCGGCCGUAUCUAUCUGUCUCCACUCGAGAACGGAAUGGGGCAGAACCCACCUGGGGAAGAGGGAUGGUAAAUUCCAAUCACUAAAUUGGAUGGAACGAUUGGCGAAAGCUUAGACUUUGCAUUUGCUGGCUAUGAUGCAAAGUCCGAAGCUAAGAGGUAUCCUUUUGGGGUGCACCAGAUACAGAGGAAAUAUCACCUUGUUGGAUUCUUUUCUUCUUCUGCUCCCGAGUUCUUCUUCUUCAUUAGCAGCUAAGGACAGAUUCUGUGUUCCCAAAAGGCGGAGCUUUUCUGGCUACGCAGCAGAACAGUUCUCAGAUGAUGCGUAUGAGUGCGAUUUUGAGAGUCAAAAGGCUUCAUCGUCUGUUGCCAAUAUUGAUGAGUGGAAAUGGAAACUCAGCAUGCUGUUACGAAAUGAAAAUGAUCGAGAGGUUGUAUCCAGAGAUAAAAGAGAUAGGAGAGACUAUGAACAGAUCUCAAACCUUGCUAGAAGGAUGGGACUUUACAGUGAAAUGUAUGGAAAGGUCGUGGUUGCAAGCAAGGUUCCACUUCCUAACUACAGGCCAGAUUUAGAUGAUAAGCGGCCACAGCGUGAGGUGGUUAUCCCUUUGAGCUUGCAAAGGAGGGUUGAGGGUUUACUACAGGAACACCUUGAUAGAAUGCAGUUAAGUUCUAGGAAGGUCUCUGAGUCUGAUGGUACCAACUCUAUUGAGGAUGUGAAUCUGGAAGAGAAUCCAGAUUCUUUCCUUGAUAGCUCUGUUAUGGAAAAGGUUCUUCAGAGAAGGAGUUUGCGAAUUCGUAAUAUGCAAAGAGCUUGGCAGGAAUCACCUGAAGGCAAGAGGAUGAUGGAAUUCCGUAAAUCUCUACCUGCAUUCAAGGAAAAGGAAAGGCUUCUUGAAGCAAUUGCACGGAAUCAGGUCAUCGUGAUAUCUGGGGAGACUGGAUGUGGGAAGACCACUCAACUUCCACAAUACAUAUUGGAAUCAGAGAUAGAAUCUGGUCGUGGUGCAUUCUGUAGCAUAAUUUGCACUCAGCCUCGAAGAAUAUCAGCCAUGGCUGUUGCAGAGAGAGUAUCUGCAGAGAGGGGAGAACCUCUUGGUGAAACAGUUGGCUAUAAAGUUCGAUUAGAGGGUAUGAAAGGGAAAAAUACCCAUCUUCUCUUUUGCACAAGUGGUAUUUUACUUAGACGGCUGCUAAGUGACCGCAACUUGAAUGGAAUAACUCACGUUUUUGUAGAUGAAAUUCAUGAGCGAGGAAUGAAUGAAGAUUUCCUAUUGAUUGUGUUGAAGGAUCUUCUCCCACGCCGUCGGGAUUUGAGGUUAAUUUUAAUGAGUGCCACUUUGAAUGCUGAGCUGUUCUCUAAUUAUUUUGGUGGGGCACCUACAAUUCAUAUUCCAGGUUUCACAUAUCCUGUGAGGGCACACUUUUUAGAAGAUGUUUUGGAAAUGACUGGAUAUAAGUUGACUUCUUUCAAUCAAAUUGACGAUUAUGGCCAAGAUAAGAUGUGGAAAACACAGAGGCAGCUAGCUCCACGUAAAAGGAAGAACCAAAUUACUGCUCUUGUUGAGGAUGCUCUUAAUAAAUCAAGCUUUGAGAACUAUAGUUCCAGGGCACGUGAUUCUCUAGCAAGUUGGAUGUCUGACUGCAUAGGAUUUAAUCUCAUUGAAGCAGUUCUCUGCCAUAUCUGCCGAAAGGAAAGACCAGGUGCUGUAUUAGUAUUUAUGACUGGCUGGGAGGAUAUUAGCUGUUUGAGGGAUCAACUUAAGGCUCAUCCCCUUAUAGGAGACCCUAAUAGAGUUCUGGUUCUAACAUGUCAUGGUUCAAUGGCGACAUCUGAGCAGAAACUAAUAUUUGAGAAGCCACCUCCUAAUAUACGUAAAAUUGUUCUUGCUACAAACAUGGCAGAGGCUAGCAUCACUAUCAAUGAUAUUGUUUUUGUGGUAGAUUGUGGAAAAGCAAAAGAGACCACUUAUGAUGCUUUGAAUAACACACCUUGUCUGCUACCUUCCUGGAUAUCAAAAGCAUCAGCUCGACAAAGAAGGGGCAGAGCUGGCCGGGUGCAGCCAGGUGAGUGUUACCACCUAUAUCCCAGAUGCGUUUAUGAAGCUUUUGCGGAAUAUCAACUUCCAGAACUUUUGAGGACUCCAUUGAACUCUCUCUGCUUGCAAAUAAAAAGUCUGCAGGUUGAAAGCAUUGGAGAGUUCUUGUCAGCAGCUUUGCAACCACCGGAAUCAUUGGCUGUCCAAAAUGCCAUUGAUUUUCUAAAGAUGAUUGGUGCAUUGGAUGAGAAAGAAAAUCUGACAAAUCUUGGAAAGUUUUUGUCAAUGCUUCCAGUAGAUCCCAAGCUAGGGAAAAUGCUGAUCAUGGGUGCUCUGUUCCAUUGCUUUGAUCCUGUUUUAACAAUAGUUUCUGGACUUAGUGUCAGGGAUCCUUUCCUUUUGCCUCAAGACAAAAAGGAUUUAGCUGGGACAGCAAAGUCCAGAUUUUCUGCAAAAGAUUACAGUGAUCAUAUGGCUCUAGUACGUGCCUAUGAAGGCUGGAAAGAUGCAGAAAGAGAAGGAUCAGCAUAUGAGUAUUGCUGGAGGAAUUUCCUGUCUGCACAAACUCUUCAGGCCAUCCAUUCUCUUAGGAAGCAGUUUAGCUUCAUUCUAAGAGAAGCUGGCUUGGUGGGUGCAGAUGCAAGUACUAAUAACAAAUUGAGUCACAACCAAUCCCUUGUCCGUGCAGUCAUAUGCUCUGGCCUCUUUCCUGGAAUAGCAUCUGUGGUGCAUCGAGAGACAUCUAUGUCUUUCAAAACAAUGGAUGAUGGUCAAGUUUUACUCUAUGCUAACUCGGUGAAUGCACGUUAUCAAACAAUUCCUUACCCAUGGCUGGUCUUUGGUGAAAAAGUCAAGGUCAAUACUGUGUUCAUACGUGAUUCCACUGGUGUCUCUGAUUCUAUACUGAUGCUUUUUGGUGGUGCUCUAAGCUGUGGAGUGCAGGCUGGGCAUUUGAAAAUGUUGCAAGGUUAUAUUGAUUUCUUCAUGGAUGCUAGUUUAGCAGAAUGCUAUUUGAAGCUCAGAGAAGAACUCGACAAUCUUAUCCAGAGAAAGCUCGAGGAUCCAAAUUCUGACAUUCACAAGGAAGGAAAAUACCUUAUGCUUGCUGUCCAAGAACUGGUAUCAGGUGAUCAAUGUGAAGGAAGAUUUGUGUUUGGUCGUGAAAGCAAGAAGCCAAAGAAUUCCAGUGACGAAAAUAGAUUUACUCGGGAUGGAACAAAUCCCAAGAGCUUGUUACAGACUCUGUUGAUGAGGGCAGGACAUUCACCUCCAAAAUACAAAACAAAGCACCUAAAAACAAAUGAGUUUAGGGCACUGGUGGAAUUCAAAGGAAUGCAGUUUGUAGGAAAGCCCAAGAAAAACAAGCAGCUCGCGGAAAGGGAUGCUGCUAUAGAAGCAUUAGCCUGGUUGACUCACACCUCUGACAAAAAUCAAGAUGAAGACGAUAACUCUCCACCUGAUGUCACCGAUAACAUGCUAAAACUUCUUGGGAAACGUCGAAGAUCCAAACGCCAUUAAGGGACGGUGGUGGGCUUUUCUAACGGAUGCAUCUUGUUGACAGUGGCUCUAAAGUUGCUUGGUUACAACAAGUAUAUGCAAGCUCCAAGCUGAUGUGUCUACAUGCAAAAGUAAGUGGAAUACAACAUAGCCCCAUGGGCACCAUGGUUUGGUAAGGUGAGAUUUUCACAUGAAACAGUGAUGUCGAAAGGAGGUACAGCUGAUGUGAGUUUCAUCAGGGCGAAUGCGAUGUAAGUUUACUCUGUAAAAGGGUUUUCUUCAGGCCGGCAUGCUGGUGCUCGAACUUACUCAUCAGUUUCGGUAGUUUUGCAUGAAUUUGGAAUUGAAGGUGGCUUCAAUGCAAGUGAUGCAGUUUGAGCUAGGAAAUGUAUAUUCUAGAGAACUAGUGCAGCAAUCAACAUUUUUAUGUUAA
Molecule: messenger RNA, 4109 nt
Organism: Rubroshorea leprosula
Lineage: Eukaryota; Viridiplantae; Streptophyta; Magnoliopsida; Malvales; Dipterocarpaceae
Source: the annotation of a GenBank genome assembly